This is a messenger RNA of Malaya genurostris, 1280 nucleotides long. It is a transcript of the gene nac, whose product is annotated as GDP-fucose transporter 1. Gene Ontology annotation, biological process: protein O-linked glycosylation via fucose; GDP-fucose import into Golgi lumen. Gene Ontology annotation, molecular function: antiporter activity. The coding region runs from base 267 to 1280 and encodes 337 amino acids. The record is from RefSeq and is a predicted model, not a curated record. Lineage: Eukaryota; Metazoa; Arthropoda; Insecta; Diptera; Culicidae. The transcript is spliced from 2 exons. Gene Ontology annotation, cellular component: Golgi apparatus.
UUGAGACUGAGUUCAGAAUCAUUCGAAAACAUCAACAUACCUCCAACAUUUCUCUACAAGUUAGGAAUUAAGCAAAUAAUCAGUAGUUUAUCAAUAUUCCAGCGUUAUCUAUCUUCAUGAGAUUCUGUUGGACUAUGGAUAGAAGCUCAUCAUAAUUUAUUUUUACAUUCAUUUGGCGCACGGUUUUUCGACCCGGAUAGCAACAUAUACCUAUUUCAUGACAACAUUACUCCUUCACGUUUAAGUUACUAGCAAAAUUGCACAAAAUGUAUCAGCCAUUGGAUAACGACAGAAGAACGCUGUUUGCCAAAUAUGUAAGGAUAUUUAGUGUGGUUGUAACGUAUUGGAUUAUUUCCAUACUGACUGUUUUCGUGAACAAAGCUCUACUAAGCGGUUUGGACCUUGAAGCGCCACUGUUUGUAACAUGGUUCCAAGUUUUGGUUUCUUCAUCCAUUUGCUUUGUGAUGACGAUAUUAAGCAAGAAGUAUCCAAAAUUGUUGAACGUUCCUGCUGGAAAUCCAUUGGAUAGGACCACAUUCCGGAAAGUGAUACCACUCUCUUUGCUUUUCACUGUCAUGAUAACCACAAAUAAUCUUUGCUUGAAGUACGUUGGCGUGGCGUUCUAUUACAUAGGACGAUCGUUAACAACGGUAUUCAAUGUGGUGUUGACAUAUUUUUUACUAGGAGAGAAAACUAGUAGCAAAUCUGUACUUUGCUGCUUGCUCAUUGUAGCAGGUUUCUGGAUCGGUGUAGAUCAGGAAAGUUUGACUGAAUCUUUUUCACUCAUAGGAACAAUGUUUGGAGUGUUCGGUUCGUUCAGUCUGUCUUUAUAUUCAAUUUACACCAAACGAACUCUUGUGCAUGUGAACCAGGAAGUGUGGCUUUUGACAUACUAUAACAACGUUUACUCUGCCGUUAUCUUCAUCCCUCUGAUACUGAUUAACGGGGAACUUUCUGUGAUCAUAGCUUACAAGCAUUUGACAGAGCUAUGGUUCUGGGGUGCAAUGACAGUUGGAGGCAUAUGUGGAUUUGCAAUAGGAUUCGUUACUGCUCUACAGAUAAAAGUUACUUCAGCUUUGACUCAUAACAUAUCAGGAACGGCCAAAGCUUGUGCUCAGACUGUAAUAGCUACUUCGUGGUACAACGAAGCUAAAUCAUCCCUUUGGUGGACAUCCAAUAUCGUUGUGUUAGUGGGGAGUGCUCUUUAUACACGCGUAAAGCAGCUGGAGAUGGAUCAACGACAUCGGAUACAAAUGAAUAGUCAGAAAAUGGGUAUUUAA